UGGGUUUGCCAUAUCUGGUGGACAAAAAUUGGUUUGGUCUGAUAAAGAAGACUACCGAAAAGCUAGACAGUCAAAGCAUAGACUCUUACCUUGCCGUGCUAACAGCAAAACCAGAGUUGGCUGGUUUUGAAGGAAUUGAAUUCCCUGCAAACAUUGCCAUCACAGGCACAAUGUUCUCGGCUACCAUAGACCAAGUAUGGAAUGAAUUACAUGGAAAAGAUCCGAAAGGCACAACAUAUGACCCGAAAAGCGAAGAGAUCAUACAAGAGGAACAAAUGAAGAGGCUAUGCUUGUUUGCAGUGGGGAAAGAGCCACGAUGGGGGGGAGUAUGUCAAGAAAUGGAACGAUGUUGAGAAGGUUAGUGUGUCAAUACCCAAGUGAGUUAAGUGUAAGUCGUAUUGUUUAUUUUUUUGACUAAUGUAUGUUAUUUAAUGUCAGCUCAUCAUGAUUGUUCACUUCAACGAUCACUGGGCCACCUGUUUGGUGAAUUUCACGGACCAUGAGUUGACGAUAUAUGACUCCAAUCAGCACAAGUUCGAUGAUAUCCAUCUCGAUAUACGUCAAUGUGUUUUCUUGCCAAUCUGCAGGAUUAUACCACAGAUCCUCAAGAAGAUUGGCUAUUAUGAGAAGCGCAAUGUGGAUGGGAAAUACACAGAAUGGAUAUAUUCCUACCCAUACGAUGGAUCGAACAAUCUGAAACAACUGGAUAGCGUAAGUUGUGGGGUUCUGUCUAUUAAGUAUGUCGAGAUGAUGCUUACUGGAAAGUUCGUUGAAAAGAACAUGAGCAAGGCGGGGCUUAAAACAUUCCGUGAAAAGAUAGCAGAAAGCAUCUACAAAUUCAGCACGGAUGCAAGUACCUUUGAGCCCUUGGAAGAUGAAGAUGAACAAGAGGAUGCCGGUGAAGGCGAAGAUGACGGUGAAGGCGUUGCGGCAGCCAAUCUUCGUGAAUGAACAAUCAGUUUAUAUUUGUAAUACAAUCAGUUAGUUUAUUUUGAUUGUCAAUCAGUUUAGGCUUGAUAAAGAAC
Molecule: messenger RNA, 1025 nt
Organism: Salvia miltiorrhiza (redroot sage)
Lineage: Eukaryota; Viridiplantae; Streptophyta; Magnoliopsida; Lamiales; Lamiaceae
Exons: 2
Coding region: 445-951 (168 amino acids)
Biological process (GO): proteolysis
Molecular function (GO): cysteine-type peptidase activity
Source: RefSeq, a predicted model, not a curated record